AUGUCCCGGAGGACGCUGGGUGGAGGUCGUGUUUUGGGCUCCGCGAACACUCGAACUCCAGCAGCGACUUUAACGUCUCCCCAACAAAGACCGAAUAUCCUAUCUCCCUCCACGAGUACCCUUUCUCUCAAUUCCCAGACGUCCGCCUCCCAGGUCUCGACCGAAACUCAAGAUCUGACCUCCCGCAUCUCACUCGAGAAUGGAAGCGCGCCCAUACCUGCAGCUCCGGCUGCGGCCGGUGCCCAGUUAUCCUGCCCAAUCUGCAGUGAGGAGAUGGUUACAUUGCUACAGUUAAACAGGCACCUUGACGAUAUCCACCAGAAUCUAGAAGACGACCGACAAGAUGAAGUUAAGGAUUGGUUCAAAACGCAAAUGGAGAAAGCCAAGCGCUUCCAGCCGCUGGCCGUCCUCAACCAGAAGCUCAAGGGCCUGGACGUAUUCGAGUCAAACGAGAACCAGCAAGCCUUAACGGGCGCGAGUCGACCGCCUGGUCCCUCGCAGAACCACCCGCAAACUCUCACACUUGAGCAACAACAACCAAGGCCGCUGGAUCCGGAGGAUAUCAUAACAAAGGAGCAUUGGCAACCUCGCGGAUUUUAUGAUUCUUGUCUAGAGCCAUCGUGUGGAGAACGUUUAAACGCUACCAAUGGGAGUGUGAAUUGUCGGAAAUGCGGGAAGUUAUUUUGCGAGGAGCAUACGAUGUAUCAAAUGAAGCUUUCGAGGUCAGCGCAACAUGAACCCGUUCGGGGGCUGUGGUAUAGGGUUUGCGAGACUUGCUAUAAGUCGCGGGAUGGCUAUAAUGACCAUAACGGCCUGAUAAGGGACCGAAUGCACGAGUUCAAGGCCGUGAGGAAGCCGAAUAUCGACAAGUCUCUGCUUGAAGUCUCGCGGCUAGAAAAGCGUCUGACAAGGCUCACUCAGCUACUAGCUAGUCUCCCUCCGGAGCAGUUGCAGCCGAACAAACUCUGGCCAAUUCCGUUCCAACAUGACGAACGGAAGGCUCUCGAACAAACAGUCAUUAGCUGGCAGGACGAUGCGACGGUUCCAAGGUGUCCAUUCUGUCAGCAGGAUUUCUCAAGCUAUACUUUUCGACGGCAUCACUGCAGAACUUGCGGGCGAGUUGUGUGUGGUGAUGUUUCAACGGGAUGUUCUGUUGAAAUGCCGCUAAGUGUGACUCCAUUAUCGAAGGCCUAUGUGGAGAAGUCAGUCAAGGUAGGCUCGGUACCUAUCGAUGUCAGACUCUGCAAAGAAUGCAAGUCAACGUUAUUUGACAAACGUGACUUUGAUGCGGACCUUGCGCGGAAGCCUGCAGAUGUCAGAGCAUAUGAGAAUCUGAGACAGUUCGAGCGGGGGAUUCGACUUCUCAUGCCUAAGUUCCAGAAACUGCUCACAACUUUGCAAAACCCAAGGCGGCCGCCCUCAGCCGCUCAAUUAGCCGAUGCGGCGAAAGUUCGUAAACGUUUAACGGAUUCUUUUACUCAAUAUGAUACAGCCGCUAGGCGUAUCCGCGACUUACCAACGGACUCUCCAACCCAGCAACGCCUCCAGAAAGCAAUUCACCAGCAAGCGAGCAAUUUUCUACAUCUCCAUAUGCUCCCUCUGAAAACCUUACCUAAAAUCCUGAAACAUACCACACCAAACGGGAAUCAGCCGAUUUCUCCCGGAAGCCCUAGUAAUGUGUCAACUGAGGGCCAUCGGCGACAAAACUCAGCUCUGGUUUCCAUCAGAAAUGGAAACGCUGCGGCUAGCAUUAGCAAUGCCAGCAUAACGAGUGAAGCCAGUAGCGCUGUAUCUGCGCUCGAAGCAGAAGAAAAAGCGCUGCGUGAACGACUGAUCGUGCUAGAAGAACAGAAGUUUUUCGUUUCCGAAAUGAUUGCAGAUGCGAACCGACGACGGAAGUUCGACGAGGUCAGCAGUCUUGCCAUGAAUAUUGAGGAUCUUACCCGAGAAAUAGACCGGGUCAACGGCGUGCUUGACGGUUUGGACUUUGAAGGUGCCUAUAUGGGUGCGCAGCAAACAUAA
Molecule: messenger RNA, 2022 nt
Organism: Aspergillus puulaauensis
Lineage: Eukaryota; Fungi; Ascomycota; Eurotiomycetes; Eurotiales; Aspergillaceae
Gene: PEP7
Product: putative vacuolar segregation protein (Pep7)
Exons: 6
Coding region: 1-2022 (673 amino acids)
Biological process (GO): DNA repair
Molecular function (GO): metal ion binding; DNA binding
Source: RefSeq, a predicted model, not a curated record